AUGGCAGUUCUUAAUUCUCGUAACUCUGGAUUUUCCUUUUGGCCGAGAAAAAUUUGUCAAAAGUUAUACAACAUUUUUCCUGUUUAUGAAACAGAGAAUGGGGGGCAAGUACAUGCCCCCGUUGAAUAUAAUUUGAUUAAAGAGUUGGCUGAAUCUGUCCGCAAAUACAGGGUUAAUGCAAAUUUCACCCUGGUGAUGCUAGACAGAAUUGGCACGGGCACAUUAACUCCUUCUGAUUGGCAAGUGGUAGUAAAAGCAGCACUUCCAGAUAUGGGCCAAUACAUGGAAUGGAGGGCUCUCUGGUAUGAGGCCGCUCAAACACAAGCCCAAGCUAAUGCUCUUGCCCUUACUCCUGAAAAGAGAAAUUGGACCUUUGACUUGCUAAUAGGUCAAGGUCAAUUUACCGCACAUCAAACAAAUUACCAUUGGGGAGCCUAUGUUCAAGUUUCACAAACGGCUAUUAGAGCCUGGAAGGCACUUUCUAAAAAAGAGGAGGCCAAUAGGCACCUUACAAAAAUCAUUUAGGGCCCUGAAGAAUCAUUUUCCGAUUUCGUGGCUAGAAUGACAGAAGCAGCUGGACGUAUCUUUGGGGAUGCAGAACAGGUUGAGCCUUUUAUUGAACAACUGAUAUUUGAACAAGCCACUCAAGAAUGCAGAGCUGCUAUAGCCCCAAGAAGAAAUAAAGGCUUGCAAGACUGGCUCAGAGUGUGUAGGGACCUUGGCGGGCCUCUUACUAAUGCGGGCUUAGCAGCUGCUAUUCUUCAGUCUCAAAGGCGCCCUACGGGCAAAGCUAAUCAGAAGACUUGCUAUAACUGUGGUAAGCCUGGACAUUUUAAAAGAGAUUGCAAAAAUUUAGACAAAAAAAGAGAGAUAACAACUCUCUGUAACCGUUGCGGCAAAGGAUAUCAUAAGGUUAGCCAAUGUCGCUCGGUGAGAGACAUGCAAGGGAGACUUCUCCCACCUAUCAACCAUCAGUCGGUUGACGGCCACCAGGUUUCCGACAUGCCAAAAAACGGGUCAUCGGGCCCUCGGUCCCAGGGCCCUCAAAGAUAUGGGAACCGAUUCAUCAAAACCCAGGAGGACAACAAGUGGAAGGUCCCUUUGCUCACGCGCAGGUUAUCCAUUUAUCCGUUUGGGGCACAGGCUGUCAACGCCAUCUUGUAA
This is a messenger RNA of Acomys russatus (golden spiny mouse), 1164 nucleotides long. Its product is annotated as igE-binding protein-like. The record is from RefSeq and is a predicted model, not a curated record. Lineage: Eukaryota; Metazoa; Chordata; Mammalia; Rodentia; Muridae. Gene Ontology annotation, molecular function: zinc ion binding; nucleic acid binding. The transcript has 2 exons. Gene Ontology annotation, biological process: viral process.